AUGGCGGCCGUUCCCACCAUAAAGAAGCUAGACGAGGCUGUUGUUAAUCGCAUUGCAGCUGGUGAAGUGAUUCAAAGGCCGGCUAAUGCACUGAAAGAAAUGAUCGAGAACUCGCUUGAUGCAAAGGCUUCAUCAAUAACGGUAACAGUCAAAUCUGGAGGUUUGAAACUUUUGCAGAUUCAGGACAACGGCUGUGGCAUUAGGAAAGAAGAUAUGGGGAUCGUCUGCGAGCGUUUCACUACGAGCAAACUUACAAAAUUUGAGGAUUUAAGCUCCAUUGCGACGUAUGGUUUUCGUGGAGAAGCUCUGGCAAGCAUUAGUCACGUUGCUCACGUAACUAUCACUACAAGAACUGGAGAAUCGAACUGUGCUUUCAAAGCGAGUUAUUCGGAUGGAAAACUAGUGCCUGCAAGACCUGGAUUGUCUGCUGACCCUAAGCCUUGUGCUGGAAACAAAGGCACUCAGAUAACUGUCGAAGAUUUGUUUUACAAUGUGUCGACUCGACGGAAAGCUCUUAAGAGUUCCGGUGAAGAGUUCGCGAAAAUUGCUGAUGUGGUGAGCAAGUAUGCUAUACACAACUCUGGAGUUGCGUUUACGUUGAAGAAGCAGGGAGAAAACAUGGCGGAUGUCAGAACCACCAAUGGUGCUUCUAUUUUAGAUAACAUUCGCACAAUCUAUGGAGCUUCAGUUGCAAGAGAGUUGUUAGAAGUUAGCUGCGACAACCAAAAGUAUGCCUUCAAAAUGCAUGGCUACAUUUCCAAUGCUAAUUAUUCUGUCAAGAAGCUGCAGUUUUUGUUAUUUAUUAAUCAUCGUCUUGUUGACUCCUCUGCUUUAAGGAAAGCAAUAGAAACAUUAUAUGAAGCUUAUAUUCCAAAGAACAGCCAUCCCUUUGUGUACAUAUCCCUGGAAAUUGCACCAAGAAAUGUUGACGUUAAUGUUCACCCCACCAAACAUGAGGUUCAUUUUUUGCAUGAAGAUUCCAUUAUUGAGGCUAUUCAGAAGGCCUUUGAAGAGAAGUUGUUAGGGGCAAAUUCAUCCAGAACUUACUACACUCAAACCCUUCUGCCUGGUGUCCCGGUGACUGAUACUUCUACAGGUUGGUGAUAUUAAUAGCAGGGUUCCCUUUGCAUUUACCAGCUCAGAUAAACAAACACAGUAGAUUGUUAGUUUUACAUCAUCUGUACUGGUACAUGCACAAGAACCCAUGUAGAUUAGUGAACAAGAUUAAAGGUACUUGCUAUUUGCUCACCCAACCCAAGCCACAAGCCCAUGCCUCUCGCUAUUAACAUCGAGAAUCAGUAUUUGAAACUCCCCCAUGUGUUUUUUCUUUGAUGGAAAAUACAUUUAAUUUAAAUGAUAAAUACCCUCCCCUUCCCCACCUUGACUUUUAUAGGCAUUUAGAUCCAUAAUUUCCAUCAUUUUAGUCAGAAAUGUGAUUGAAUAUACUCUCCAUUGCAUUGUUUUUUAAGUGGCAGACGAUGGUGGACAAUCUAAUGGUGGAAAGUUAUAUGCACAUCAAAUGGUUCGAACAGACAGUAGAGAGCAGACUCUGCAUGCCUUUCUUCCUCCUAAAAAUCAUGCUACAACCUCAAGUGUAACAAACAGGUCAGGUUAAAAGAUUGCUCAAGAUUACAUUAGAACCUAAAAUGUUUUUUUUCAUAGUCACAUGUUAUUCGAAAUAGCUUGCAAAAGCCCUCAGGGUGUUUGUCAGCUUCUUAUUAAUCUCUUGCAUUGGUGUUUUUAGUGAUUCUCAGUCUUCAAGAACUAUCACUCAACAUGAAGCCAAUAAUUCGGCUGAUGGGGAACCAAACAGGUCUAAAACUCUUACUUCAACUGCUAAUAUUACUGAUGAAAGCACACUUUCAGUGUCCAACUCAAGCAAAUCUAUGGAUGCUGGUGAGAAGGACUUCUCUGACCAACCAUCAGGUAACAGAAAUUUAUCAUUUCCAGUCAAUUUAAGUUAACAUUUGAUUGACCCACUUAAUUUAGGGUACAUUGUAGACUGAAUAACUGAUGGCUGAACAUGUCCAUUGACAGUCUGGGUGACUAACUGAAUGACUGGAAAAGUGUGUGGAUUACACCCUUAUAUACAGUGUUUUCUCCUCAAUGUUCUUGAUACAUUUCCAUUGGUACUGAUAAGGAUAGUUUUUCCAACAAGCAGCCUGUUUUUUACCAUUUUUUGGUUGUUCAAAUCCCACUUCAGGGAACAGCAACUUUGAUUAAAAAAUUAUUGUUGUUUUUAUUGGUUGAUUAAGUGGUUGGUUCUACCUCUCCAGGUCCAAAAAAGCCAAGACUAGAGGAAAAUGGUGACAGGAUUGCAAAGGGCCAAAACAAGUUAACUUUCCACAGAGAAAUUCGCCUUACCAGUGUCUUGAAUCUACGUAAAGCCAUUGACAGCAAUGAACAUCAAGGAAUGAAAGAGCUGUUUGAAGACCAUAAAUUUGUGGGCUGCGUGAACAGGUCACUCGCUCUCGUCCAACACAGCACAAAGUUGUUCCUUGCGAAUGUCACAACCCUUAGUAAAGAACUCUUCUACCAGGUUAUCAUGUUUAAGUUUGGCAACUUUGACUUUCUAAAGCUUUCAGAGCCAGCGCCAGUCUAUGAGCUUGCCAUGCUAGCUUUAGACUGUGAGGAGAGUGGAUGGACGGAAGAGGAUGGUCCUAAAGAUGAGUUAGCGGCGUACAUUGUCAAUUUGCUGAAAGGAAAAGCAGCUAUGUUGUUGGAUUAUUUUUCUUUGGAAAUUGAUAAAGAAGGUCAUCUAUUGACAUUGCCGUUGCUGUUAGAUGGUUACAUACCAAAUCUUAAUGGUCUUCCUUUGUUUGUUCUUCGCCUUGCUACAGAGGUAAGCAGUAUGGAAUAGUGGAAUGUCAGAACUUUUUGUGUUAUUGGACCCAAAGCUUGAAUACAGUCCCGUCUGGUAGUCCAGGACUAGGGGAGUAUUGUUUGAUCUCACUUGCCCAAUAAGGGUCUAUGCAAGUCAUCCUCUAACUAAAUCAUUAACAAAAACAAGCAAGAAGUGACCCAAAGGACAAACUGGAAUUCAAGUUUUUUGCAAGCCCUGUGAACUGGAAGCUUAUUAGGAAAUUCUGCGCUUUUUUAGUUUGUUUUUGGCUAUCAAUCGUUUUGCAAUCUUGAACACAGGCUUAACACCUCUCUCCUCCUCAAUGGCUUCUUUGUGUCGUAGGGAGGUUGGAGAGAGGGAAAAAAGUGCACUGGGGGUGAUAUAUAGGAUGUGAAGAGAGAGGAAGAGAGACCUCUGCACAAUGUUCUGGCUUUCAAGAAUGUCAGAGAAACAGAGAGGAAGUUUGUUGUACAAGCUGCAACUACACAUUAAUGUGGCUUGUUCCCCAGUAUAUGCUACAUCAGGCUGAAUGAAUGGCCGCGUAUCCUCCUCAGGGCGUGGCAGCAUUCACGGCAGCUUGGUACAGAACAUAACUUUGUGCUAAUCUCUCAGCCUCAUUUUUGGUUUAUCUAAGCCUUUUGUUGAUGCUAAUAAAUGCCAUCAGCUGUUUCCUGUGGCAUUAAAACCCUUUAAGCCCCGAUAUCCACAUACAACCUCUCGGUACAGAUCUCCAUACAUUUCCCUGAAAAACUUGUCGAGGGAUUUUGUUUAAAGAUCAAAGCAUUUUUCACUGAGGUGAUCACUUUAUUAAUUUUUAUUACUUUUUGUCCUUAUUAUGUACUGAUAUUGGUUGGAGAAACUUGAUGUUGAUCACUCAUGGGACCACUGCAGAUGUUACAGUGCCAUGUACCUCAAUUAUGAUGUUUGGAGUUAAUUUCAUUUAUUCUUUUUUCAGAACUGAAUACUGCCAGUCAAUAAUUUGCUAUAAUUCAUCUUGAGAUAAUUUUAAUUUUUCCUGUAACAUGUUUAGGUGGACUGGGAUACUGAAGAGGGAUGCUUCCGAACCUUUGCACAGGAGUGCAGCAGAUUUUAUGCAUUUAAACCAGAUCCUUUCCAACGUGAUGAGAACUCCACCAAAGAUGUUGACACAGAGGAUCCCAAUGCUGGAAAAUCUUUGUCUUUCAACAAAUCAUGGCAAUGGACCGUAGAACAUAUUUUAUUUCCUGCUUUUCGCACAGGACUUAUCCCUCCCAGCCGCUUUUCUGAGGAUGGUACUCUCCUUCAAAUAGCAAAUUUGCCAGACUUGUACAAAGUUUUUGAAAGGUGCUAA
Molecule: messenger RNA, 4172 nt
Organism: Porites lobata
Lineage: Eukaryota; Metazoa; Cnidaria; Anthozoa; Scleractinia; Poritidae
Source: the annotation of a GenBank genome assembly